AUGACUCAGAAUAGUACAGGUUGGGAAGAAGCAAAUCAGAGCGGUAAAUUUGAUUCUGCUGCUCUUUACAAAGAGCUGAGGGGAGAUUGUAUUGAUGUCCCAUGGAAAAAGAUGUUCUUCAAGAACCAUGUUAGCCCAAUAGAAAGAUUUACUCUUUGGCUUACCUUAAUGGAGAGGCUCCCCACAAAGGACAGACUAGUGAGGUUUGGUUUUAGUCAAGAUAAUACAUGUUGUUUUUGCAAGAAAGAGGAGACAUUGGAUCAUUUAUUUUUCUGCAGUGAGUUUACUAAUAGAAUAUGGGGAAAAAUGCUUGUUUGGAAUGGUUACCAUAGGAGCAUACUACCUUGGGAUAGUGAGAGGCAGUGGCUUAUUUCUGAAACGUCCAAGAAGGGAUGGCGUAGAGAGAUUCUAAAAAUCACUUUUGCAGAAACUAUUUAUCAGUUGUGGCUGACUAGAAAUGAUGUUGUGUUCAACCACAAUCCCCCUAGAUUGGAUAUUCAUAAUGGUAUCCAAGAAAGAAUUAUUGGUAGAAGUCUAACAAAUAGGAAGUUAAGUAUCCAUGUAGAUGUGAGUCUUAUGAGUCUUAGAUAG
Messenger RNA from Vicia villosa (hairy vetch), 591 nucleotides. RefSeq lists its product as uncharacterized. Bases 1 to 591 code for a protein of 196 amino acids. The record is from RefSeq and is a predicted model, not a curated record. The transcript has a single exon. Lineage: Eukaryota; Viridiplantae; Streptophyta; Magnoliopsida; Fabales; Fabaceae.